GCAUUUGGGCACAUAGGCGUCACUCUUCAGUAGGAAGUGGUCGCAGUUCAGCAACUCGCUCUCGGCCACUUUUGGUCUCUCCCUGCUUUUUUUUCUGCACGACCAGUAGAAACUGCAUCGGGUCAACGGCAUCCCGGUGCUGACGCGAAGCAUCCCCGGGGCCUCGGGCAGGACGAUUCCCGUCGGAUCCCAGCGCUUCUCAGACUCACUUCUCUACUGUCUCCGCUGGUGAGCCGGAGGGGCUGGACGCCCACCCCCUUCCGUACCAGGCCCGUAUUUUCCGCCGAAAACAAGAGCGCGAUGAACGGGGAACCGAUGAACAUCAGCGACGUCUUCGGUCUGAGUGAGGAUUACUUUGGGUCGGGUAAUAAUAGCUCGGAUUACUCACUUGAUGACAACACGUUACUGUGCUCCCUGCAGGAGGUCAGAACGUUCUCUGGGCUGUUUGUGCCGAUCGCUUACUCCCUGAUCUGCAUCUUUGGCCUCCUGGGCAAUGUUUUGGUGGUGGUCACCUUUGCUUUCUACAAGAAAGCCAAGUCUAUGACAGACGUGUACCUCUUGAACAUGGCCAUCGCCGACAUACUUUUUGUCCUCACCCUCCCGUUCUGGGCCGUCAGCCACGCCACCGGCGAGUGGAUCUUCAGCAACGCCACGUGCAAGCUGAUGAAGGGCAUCUAUGCCAUCAACUUCAACUGCGGGAUGCUGCUCCUGACCUGCGUCAGCAUGGACCGCUACAUUGCCAUCGUCCAGGCCACCAAGUCCUUCAGGCUGCGGUCCAGGACGCUGGCGCACCGCAGGGCCAUCUGCUUCGUGGUCUGGGUGGCUUCCGUCCUCAUCUCCGGCUGGACGUUCACGUUCAACCAGAAGUACGACGUGCAUGGCAGCUACGUGUGCGAGCCCCGGUACCAGGCGGUCUCGGACCCCAUCAAGUGGAAGCUGCUGAUGCUGGGGCUCCAGCUCCUCUUCGGCUUCUUCAUCCCGUUGGUGUUUAUGAUCUUUUGCUACACGUUCAUCGUCAAAACCCUGGUGCAGGCUCAGAACUCCAAGCGGCACAAGGCCAUCCGCGUGAUCAUCGCGGUGGUGCUGGUGUUCCUGGCUUGCCAGAUCCCCCACAACAUGGUGCUCCUGGUGACGGCCGCGCAGCUGGGCAGGAUGAACCGCUCCUGCCAGGGCGCCAGGCUGCUGGGCUAUAGCCAGAAUGUCACCGAGGUCCUGGCCUUCCUGCACUGCUGUCUCAACCCCGUGCUCUACGCCUUCAUCGGCCAGAAGUUUCGGAGCUACUUCCUAAAGAUCGUGAAGGACCUGUGGUGUGUGCGGAGGAAGCAGAAGGCGUCGGGCUUCUCCUGCUCCAGGCUGCACUCGGAGGCCUUCACCUCCAGGCAGAACAGCGAGACCGCGGACAACGACAACGCGUCGUCCUUCACCAUGUGACCGGCCCGGGGCCGCGGCCCCCCCCCCCCCCCCCCGGCGGCUCGGGGAACGUGCACUUGGACCGGGACCCCGUCCUCCCAUGGGACCGGCCGCGGGGGUCUCAUCCUGACGGGGCUGCCGGGGCCCCCACGUGGCGUGUCCCCACUUUUCUUCCCCGCAGCCCCGAGCCCCCCGGGGCUCCCCACGGCUGGCGUUCCCCAAAGCAGAGAGGACUCUUGGCAGACGUGGACGUUUUACGGAAGCAGGCGCGGAACCGCCCCUAGAGCCCGGUGUCUCCUGGUCACUUCACACACGUGCAGGGUUCGCGAGAUGGAAGCAGAGAACGUCACACGAGAGCCUCACACGAGGCAGCGCAGGCAGACACCGAAAUGCGUUCCCCGGGCUGGAGAAGCGGCCUGGGGGACGGGACAGAGCGGGUCGCAGCGCGCCGUCGGGAGAGCAGACGUCUGCUUUAUUUCCCUGGGAAAACGGUCACUGCAGAUACGACAAUUCUCCCCCAAAAAUCGGUUCGACAGAGUUCCACGAAGACGCAUGCCAUCGGCACACUUUCAGCACACGGAGGGGCUUAAUAAAUACUUGUUACACAAAGCGUAGUGAAAUUGGGGGUUGGAGUACAGUCGGGAGUGUUAGGUGUUUAAAUCUGAGUUUUAGAAUGGAGCAAGGAAGCUUCCUGAGACAGUAUACAGACAACUUUUGCUGCGCGUCCACAGCGGGUCAGAAGCGGCACACACACACGGGGGGAUGUGGGUAGGAAGCGCUUCACGCUGGUGGCGAACAGGGAGGGAGGGAGAGAGAGAGAG
Herpailurus yagouaroundi (jaguarundi) is the source of this 2231-nucleotide messenger RNA. RefSeq names its product C-C motif chemokine receptor 6 (gene CCR6). The record is from RefSeq and is a predicted model, not a curated record. Gene Ontology annotation, biological process: immune response; positive regulation of cytosolic calcium ion concentration; G protein-coupled receptor signaling pathway. NCBI's taxonomy places the organism in Eukaryota, Metazoa, Chordata, Mammalia, Carnivora, Felidae. The coding region runs from base 301 to 1431 and encodes 376 amino acids. Gene Ontology annotation, molecular function: C-C chemokine receptor activity; C-C chemokine binding. The transcript has 3 exons. Gene Ontology annotation, cellular component: membrane; external side of plasma membrane.